UCUAUAGUAUCAAAUGAAUCAUUGAUAACAACAACGAGUAAUAUAACUAUUAUUUCAUUUCUUUCUUACAGUUUGUCUAUCAAUGGGAGUCUAUAAUCAAAUUAAUGACAACUUUUUCAUCGAUAACUAACAUUCAAUAAUACAAUUGAUUUAAUAAUAUCUUUUAGUUUUCAAACUAAUCCCAUAAUCAUUAGUUAAUCUCAUCUUUUUAAAGACAAAACUUUUUUAAAGUGUAAUCUCAUAUUACCAUUGAUUUGCAUUGAAUUGGCAUAAAUAGUGAUCAACCGGUGAUUAACUUAAUUAAGACCAAAUGGGAGCCCGUGUUUCGCGCACUGACUAUGAAUGGGUCUAUUCAGACGAACCGCACGCAACUCGGCGUAAGUUAAUUUUGGCCAAAUAUCCGCAGAUUAAAGAGUUGAUGAAAGUGGACACGAACUUCAAGUGGACAGUUCUGGCUAUGGUUUUCAUACAAAUCGUAUCGUUUUAUUUGUUGCGAAACAUGACAUCCUUUUGGCAACUAUUGCUUAUUGGCUACUGUUUUGGUGGUGUUAUUAAUCACUCUCUGAUGUUAGCCAUUCACGAGAUAUCACACAAUCAGGCUUUUGGUGCCUCACAGCCGAUGGCCAACAAAUUGUUUGGAAUUAUAGCCAAUCUUCCCAUUGGUUUUCCAUUUUCGGUGUCAUUCAAGAAGUAUCACUUAGAACACCAUCGAUAUCAAGGCGACGAUAUUCUUGAUACUGACAUUCCGUCACGAUUUGAGGCACAAGUAUUCACAACGACUGCAACUAAAGUGAUUUGGGUUUUUCUUCAGCCUUUCUUCUAUGCUCUUCGACCUCUAUUUGUUCACCCGAAAGAUCCGACACUUUUGGAAUUAUUUAAUUUCGUGAUUCAAAUAACAUUUAACAUUAUAAUUGGGCAAACAUUUGGUUGGCAUAUAGUGUGGUAUAUGAUUGGGGGUUCUCUAAUAGCUAUGGGCUUACAUCCAGUGGCCGGUCAUUUCAUUUCCGAGCACUACAUCAUGUUUAAAGAAAAUGAAGAGUUGGUCCGAAAGUACAGCGGAAAUAAUCUUCAAAACGGUGUUUAUAUAAAUAAUGGUAAACUUCUUAUACCUGAGACCUGUUCCUAUUACGGAAUUUUGAAUGCCAUAACAUUCAACGUUGGUUAUCAUGUCGAACACCACGACUUCCCAUCUAUUCCGGGAACACUCUUACCAAAGGUCCGCCAAAUAGCACCUGAAUAUUAUGACACACUUUGUUAUCACACAUCCUGGACCAAAGUCAUCUGGAAAUACAUAGUUGAUCCCAACAUCGGCCCAUUUGCAAGAGUUAAACGUCCGCACAAAGAUUCACACAAUGGACAGACAUUGAGUGAUAACAUCUGCAAAGAAUCGAAAGGAGCCAAAGAUUAAUAAAUUUUAAAUAAUUAGUUAUUAAUUUAUUAAUAAUUAUUUGUUUUAUUAAUAUUUCAAAUACUAUUACCGUACGGUAUAAU
Molecule: messenger RNA, 1491 nt
Organism: Oppia nitens
Lineage: Eukaryota; Metazoa; Arthropoda; Arachnida; Sarcoptiformes; Oppiidae
Gene: ifc
Product: sphingolipid delta(4)-desaturase DES1-like
Exons: 3
Coding region: 311-1408 (365 amino acids)
Biological process (GO): ceramide biosynthetic process
Cellular component (GO): membrane
Molecular function (GO): sphingolipid delta-4 desaturase activity
Source: RefSeq, a predicted model, not a curated record